CAUAUCCUUGUUGACAGGUCAGUGUUUGGUCUUUAUCAAUCAGAUUCAAUCACUAAUGAUGUGAUGUUACGAGCAAGCGUUGAGUCAAGUUGAUUUCCUGCCAAAAUGAGUUCCAUGGAAGGAGGUGAUAGAGACAAAAAACUGGUGUCACCAAAGAUUUCUUCCAAUGUAGAUGAUGAGGCAGAUGUGUUUGAGAUCACAGACUUCACCACUGCUUCGGAUUGGGAAUGUUUUAUUGCAAGACUGGAAGAAAUCCUUCACGAGUGGAAACUGGUAAAUCAUGAGCCCCGGGAGCCGGCUCUGAAAGAUCAGUAUGCCUCGGGUACAUGGGCUGAGAGGACAGAGGAAGUAGUCUUUGUUGACUUUCGAUUCCACUUCUCUUACCUCUAUCUGAAAGGUAAUGAUGAGGUCACUCCCAAGUCAACAAACUCUAAAAGAGAAGACGUGGAGGAAUCUGAUGAUCAUAAAACGCCCACUGUAUUUUUUGACCUCAUGAACUUAGAAAAUGAUUUUCCAAUGAGGGCACAUUAUCUUUGUCGGUGGUACGGACUUCAAGAGUUUUUUACUCUGAUGCCAGUUAGUGAGAAGCAAUAUAUUGAUUCCGAAAGUAGAGCAAAGCUUCUGCUUAGUUCUUCUUCAAUAGCUUUUGCGAACUGCAAUUGUAGCAUUCCUGUGUUUAUUCAACUUCAUCAAAAAUGGAGGAAGCUCUUCACUGGAACUUGUUUAGUUCCCGGAGCAAGCAUAGAGUUUGAAAUGUCCCACUUACGCAAGUUUCCCCCUCAAUUCUGUCACUUGGCUGGCUUGCUGGAUGUUUUCAAGUCAAAGCUGGGCUGUGUUUAUAUCUCCAUGCCACCGGUGUCUGUCUCUGUCAGGUUUACCUACAUCCUAAAAGACUGGUUCCACAGCGCAUGGCCACAGAUGCCGCCAGACUUUUCCUCUAUAAGUGAUGGGGAGGUGGGCUACGGAGACUUAGACUUUUUACCAUUCGGAGCUUGCACAGACCCAAUAAGUGAACUUCACCUUUCUUGUACAUGGCCUUGUCUUUCAGAAGACAUGAUUGUAGAGAACAGCCUCUACUCUGACCUAGAUCCCUUGCAAGCACCUCAAUGGAACGUCAAACUUCAAAUGACCGAUGACCCCCAGUGUCUUUUGGGAGAGUUCCUUAAAGAUUUUCUGAAGCUCUGUGACAGAAUAGAAAGCACCGAUGAAGUUUUAAAAAAAGUUUUAGUUGACACUGAUGGAGACAAACAUUCAGCGGAAAUAACCCAUGCCCUGCAAAAGUUAACAGAACCUGUGCCUGCACUGUCCUCUUUACCUUCCUUAGGUAACGUUGUCUCAUCUGCGUCAUCAAGAAUAAAGUUUAAGCCAAAUGAAGCCCCUAUUCCUGACAUUUUAAUGGAUAGAAUUCUGCUAUAUCUUUUCCCUGAUGCCAAAAUACCCAGGAGUCAGAGUGGGCUCAAGUCACCAUCAAGCAAAUCAGCACGCAAGGAGUCAAAUGUAUCGCUUACAUCGGGUUCCCUCACCUCGUCAGUGUCGGAACACACCAUCGAUGAGGAUAAAAAGGCAGAGACUGAAAAAAUUAGUGACAUUUUGACAGACUUAAGUAAGCAGUUAAAAUCUGCCCCUGUCGACAGUUUGACACACAGACUCAGCCUAGCAUUGUGUAAUGUUAAUCAUAAUUUCGGUGGCUUGCUGGGAGUAGCUCAUCUCUGGCAAGAGUUCAUCCUUGAGAUGCGGUUUCGGUGGGAAAACAAACAUCUCAUUUGUGGCAUUGAAAAAGGAACGCCAAAUAUGGGCUCAUGUCUCUUGCACCAAAAGCUUCAGAUGCUAAAUUGCUGUAUUGAAUGCAAAAUAAAACGAGAAUCUGCUGGGUAUGGAUAUGGCCCAGACUCUCAGAAUAUCCACAACCAGUUACCCGAAUCGGAUGUGGUUGAUGCCUCAAGUCCAAAAGCUAUGAAAAGACUUAGCAAAGCAGCCAGCUCACUAGGCUACAGUGAUGACGAUGAGGAGGAGGAGGAAUUCUUUGAGUGUGAUGAUGAUGAUGAAGCUGGUCCUGAGACCAAAGUUGAUGAUGCAACUAAUGUGAAAGAUGAUGACAGUGUGGAGGGUAGAGCAGAAAAUGCGUUUUCUUCAGACUCAAGUUCUUUAUCUUGUAAGAGUGAUGUUAAUGACAAACGCAAGGAAUUGAAGAAUACCAGCAGGAAUAGUUCUAUGUCAAGUAGUAUAUUUCAUGACAGUCUUUCACAUAGGCCAGAAGGUCGCAUGGUCCCCAUGAAAAAUGUGUAUUUACUAAACAGUGGGGAACAGCUUUAUAUACCCAUCACCCAGGAACCAUCUCCUAUGACUGAAGACAUGCUUGAAGAGCAAGCAGAAGUUUUAGCCAAACUUGGCACUUCGGCAGAAGGGUCUCAGAUUCGGGCCAGAAUGCAAAGUGCUUGCCUUGUUUCUGACAUGGAGUCUUUCAAAGCUGCCAACCCAGGUUGUAUUUUAGAAGACUUUGUUCGUUGGUACUCACCGCGGGACUAUGUAGUCGAAGGUGAGACUAAUUUGGAUAAUGAAAAUGAUCUUGAUGGAGAAUCCCCAGAAGCUGAUCAGAAAGGUCCAAACGUCUUUAAAAGAGGUCAUUUAAGUCAAAGGAUGCAGAUCCCCGGCAACAUGUGGGUUGAAGCCUGGCAGAGUGCUCGGGCGGUGCCCGCCAGGAGACAGAAGCGACUGUUUGACGACACCAAAGAAGCCGAGAAAGUUCUGCAUUAUCUGGCAUCCAUGAAACCAGCGGAAGUGGUUCUCCACUUGAUGCCAUGUGUUGUUCAUGCCGCUGUCGCCAAACUAGUUGAGGAGGCAGCUCAAGCCAGCGUGCCUAACUUGAAAAACAUUGUCGAGCCUUUGAUUGCAAGGGCUGCAAAAGUGACCAGGAACUUUCCCUUUGAUAAAAAAAAAUACAGCGAGCUUUUGCGGUUAAUAGAAAUUGCAGAAGUAUUCACUGCGAGGACAGUUUCACUUCGAUCUAAAUUUACCAGUGAUCACCUAACAUCUCCAGAGCAGGAAGGUAAAGAGACAGAGAUAGAAAAUUUUGUCACAGCUCUCCUAAACCUAGGGGAGGUUUUGGUCAAAGGAGGAGCUUGCGGCCCAGCAGGGGCAAUAAUACAUAAAAUGUUCAUAGCCUCUCAGCGAGCAAACAACAUGAUACUGGAUGAUGAAGAUAAUGAAGAGGACUCAGUCAGCGGGAAGCCAAACCAAGAAAGUAAGAAAAACUCAAUGCAGACCUUGCAAGCGUCAUCUGAAAUUCGAUCCUCUUCCUCGUGCUCAGAUUUUCCAGCCGCGAGCACCAGGGAAUAUAUUCUGAGGGCCAUGGUGCCGAGGCCAGCUCCCUAUUCCAAAGUUCUACCUCAGAGGAUGUACUGCAUACUUGCGGAUGGAGAAAGUCGACUGGCUGGGGCAUUCAUUUCAGAUACCACUUUUCAAUGAGUCAUUGUCACCCUCUUGCAACUAACUUUUCUCCUUACACUUGUUUUAUAUGUCAAUUUUUUUUUUUACUCUAAAUAAUGAUACUUAAAAGUGACCUAUCCAUGAUAUUUAUUUUCUUCUAAACAAAAAGAUAUUUAAAAUGUGUACAGCCUAUCUUUUUUUUAUUUAUAUGAGAAAAAAAAUCUGUACAAUUAAUUUAUUACCCAGUUGUUGUAAUGAAUUCUAUAAUAAAAAUGUCAGUACAAAAUAAGUAGAGAUUAUUACUUAGAACAACUUUUUUUUCUUCUAAUUUCUGGUUCCCAAGUUUAGUAAUCAUCAAGCAUUUUAUUCUGUGGAUCAUUAUUUCUUUAGAACUGUCCUUAUAUUUUUCUGUAAAGUUUGAUCUAGCUUUAUGAAAAUAGUUUUUAGUGGAACUGUUAAUAAGCAUUUGGUACUACUAUGUGAGAGUAGUUUUCAUUGCUGUAUUGUACUUCAGUUAUUAAAAGAAGUUUGACUAUUUUUUUAAUGAAAUUUCUUUUGUUUAACUUUCUCUCACCCCUAAUGUUUUAGUAAGACUGUAUUUUGAAGCCUAUUUAUUGCUCAAAUCUUUGGUUCACUCUUUGAUUCUUGGUGGAUGCUAAACUCUAAAUGUCUUGGCAUACACACACUGGAUUGUUCUGUACUUUUCAUUUUCUUUAAAAGUACAUAGGUAGAUAGCUAGGGACAUUCAUACACCUUUUAUUAACCCUUAAAGUGCUGAGCUGUUUUACAGUGAGUGCAAACAAAAAUGGAAUGACUAUUUUGAUGUUUAAAGGGUAAACUACCACACGCGUUUUAAGGGUUAAGCAUUUUUUUUUAAUUCAUGAUUUGUGUAGAUAGUACUGAAGGAUGAUGGGUAAUUUUACAUUUACUUGCCUUCUAUGCAUUAAUUAUAAAUACAAUAUUACGCAUAUGUUUAACACUGGAUUAUGAAUACACACUAUUAGAUAUAACUCAUAAUUUACAUAACAUUCAUUUAUUUUUUUCACACAAUGUUACAUAUUUAUUUGGUUUGUUUUUCAAUGCUAUGCAUUUUAUAUUUAUCACUGAAGCUAACACUUAAUGACUUAGUGAUCAAAUUUUUUUUGUAUUUUACUAUAGUAGGUUCUCUUAUUCGUUUUUAUUUUGAGUGUCCUUCUAGUUUUAUAAAAUAGAAUAAUUUACCUCCCUGAGUAUAAGAGUUGAUGUUGACCAUAUUUUGUAUUGCCCCAACAUUAUGCCCCAUGACAAAGUGGUGGUAAAGCGCUUGGCUUCCGGACUGAGGUGUCUCAGGUUUAAAUCAGGUGAAGACUGGGAUUUUGAGGGGGCCACUGGGUCUACCCAACUCUUUUGGUCAUUGUGCAAGCUACUUGUUAAAAGUGGGGCCACAGAAAGACCUUUACUUCAUCUGCCCCAUGGGUUUGCAAGAUCUGAAAGAGUUACUGCACUUGUUUUACAACCUUCCCCCCCCCCCCUCCUAUUUGUAGCCUCAUCUUCUGUUUACAGGACAAAAGAUAAUGUAGUCUCCCCUAGUGACUGGGCCUAGUCCUCUCAUUGAGAACUGAUUAAUAUUAAGAUUUUGAUUCUCCUAUUUGCAUAAAUGAUAUAGAUAUAUAGAGCAGAGAGUAUUAACUUUUUCCUCAUUUAUUGUAUACAUUAUGCAUCCGUGUGUCAUGUGAAGAAUGUUUAUUUGUUAUUGUCAAUAUAGGCUAAUGCAAAUGAUAUGAUACGCCAAUUCUUCUUCUUAAGUAAUGCACACCAUGUGUGCUCUAGUGAUGAUUCUUUGGGCAAUUUUCUAUGCCCUAAUCUAAAAAAGGUCCUAGUUGCUAUGAAAACUUGUUUAUAAGUUCUUUAUAAUUUUAGUAACUUCUUCCUCAUCAAUAGGACCUUUGUUAGAAUAGGAUGGAUCAUGCUGCCUGUAAGCUCUACUGUUGUUCAGCCCCCUCGAUGGUCCUGGGUUCAAACCUUAUCCACUGACAUCCCCAAACAUCCUGCUGGAGUAGAUUAUCUUCAACUCUGAAGGAACAUACCAAACAUGUAAAACCUACAUACAAACACUAAUGAUCUGAGAUAAGCAGCUUCCCAAAUCCAACAUAACUGUUCGAUGCAAUCAAGCUGCAAGCUGUCUCCUAAGAGAUCUGUCACUGGCAACAUCUGCAGCCUCUUCCUAGCUGAUGUUCACUAUUCUGAGGUCCUCCCUAAAGGUGUGGCACCAAAUUUAUAAGAGGAUGUCCCUAUUUGCGCUUUCCUUGCAUUGUCCUCCAUGUCAUUGCAACUCUUGGUAUGCAUUCUGUUGGAUAACAUGUCCCGCAAACCUCAUUGAACACAACCGUGUUAAGUGCUCAAGUGCCAGUUAGGCAUAAAGUUUCUUUGUGACUCAAUCUCUGUAACUAACUCUUUUUGACUUAAUUAAAGUUUCCUGCUAGUAAGGAUCCUUAAUGAGAAAAAAAUGGGUCUUAAUUUCAUAAAGAAGAAAAAUAUUGUGGGCUGCUUUUUCCUUAUUCAGAUUAAAUAUUCUUGUAUUAUACUUUCUAAUUUAGCUGAGGGUAAAAUAAAACAGUGUGCCAACCUCUGCUGGUCCAAUAAGUUGGGAUAUAGAUGUGCAUGUAUUUUGUAAACAGCUAUUCUAACCAUAGAUAGCUUUUUAAAUACCACUUCUAUAUUAACAAUUUUUUUAAAAAUAUUUAAAUGUCUUGAAUCCAACAGAGUUUUAGAGUGGCCUGGAGAUUUUUGUGUGGACAUGUACUAACUGAAGCUGGUUUCUCUCUGUGUGGCAUUGGGUUAGCCCUUUGUCAGAGCAAUUUCUCCAUGCAAUUCAGUGAUCAAGUGAAACUUGGUCUAAAUUGGGAGCCUCGACUAGAGGAUGUUAAAACUUGUUUCACACACCCUAACAGCUGAAUUGUGUAAACACCUUCUUCAAUUUUGUUUUUUAAAAAACUGUGACUUCAUGCCCUACAGAUGAAAUGGUUUUAUUUUGACCAAGACUCUUAAUUGUUUUCUGUGUUACUGACUGUCUUGGUUGGAAUGUUAAGCUUCGACACUCAGCGUCUUUGAAAUCUUUGCUUUCAUUGUUUGUUUUACUUAGUUGUAGCGAGACCAAUUCUCAUAGAACUCUGACCUGCAGUCUAGCAACCUGUGGGCAGUUGGCCUAAGUUGUCCACAGGUUGCGACAUCGCAGAUCAUUGUUGAGGCCUUCUAUCACAAUUGGUCUUGGUUGUAGUCCACAUCAUGUGAUGCUUACAAUGCCUUGCUAAUACAUUGUGAUAUAACAGGGGAGGUCAUUUAACAGCUGUGUCUCUCAGAACACUGGCUUCUUAAACCAAUGGAUUCAAGUGACCAUACUGGCAGUGGCUUAUUAUAUUCUGAGAUAAAUUAUGCAAAAAGUAAAAACUUGUUUUUAACUUCAAAUUAGGUACUUGAUUUCAUUCUUUACCUUGUCCUGAUAUUAUUCCAGGCAUUGAAACUAAAAUGCUUUUUCCAAGUGGAAAAUGUCAUUUGUUUUUAUUAAAGUGACAGACAUUACCCUUCAUUGUAAAAGACUUCCAUAAAUUGCUAAAAACAGUUGCCUUCUAGGGUCAAGACUUAACAGUAAGGAUCCCCUGCUAUAGGUCCUACAGAAGUUUUUUAGGAAUGAAAAGGCUAAAAGUGAUACUAAAAAAAAAAUACUUUUUUAUUUCUUUGACCUCGGAAAGCAGGAUCAGCAGUAACCAUGAGAAAUUGGUUUCACUCUUUCUCUCCGUAAUUAUUUACCACAUUCUGGUGGAGUCAACGUUGGUGUCGUCAGUCAGGAGAGAAAGAGUUAAAUUUAAAUGUAGCUUUUCUGAAGAUGGGUCUUUGAACUGCAUUAUAACCACCUUCCCCCCUAUACCAAAACCUAUUCAGCUUGUCCUCUGUGGUCUUUUAACUCUUUCUCUACGCUAUUAUUUAACACGUUCUGAUGGAAUCAAUGUUGGUAUCGCCAGUUAGGAGACAAAGAGUUAAGAUAACAAGAAAUAAAAAAACAAAUAUUCUCUUGAACUCCAACUAUCUCUUGAGAUGUGAAGUAUCGGAUGGCUGCCUGGUCGUGCGGUUUGCGCGCUGGACUGUCGUUCGGAUUUGUCGAGGGUUCAAACCCUGCCCGCUCCCAUCCCCCGUCGUCCUGCGGGAGGUUUGGACUAGGAAGUAAACUAUCUUCAACUUUGAAGGAACAUCCGAAACAUGUCAAACAAACAAACAAUCAAUAGGAUUUCCCUUGAUGUUUUUUUUUGGAUUUGUUUCUCUGUGUAUGCUUGACUUUACUUUAAUACAGUGAUUUAUGCUUGCAUAAAAUGUUUACAAACAGGUUGAUAUAUUAAAUAUAUCUCUAUUUAUUUGUUUCUUCUUAUUUUUUGGUCUCAUGUUUUCAUGAAUUGAUGUACAAUUUAAAUUUUCGGUUGUUUUAAAAUUAAUUGAAAGUCAUUGUGUUUAUAAAAUAAUAAAAUGCUUUUCAAUGUAUAAA
Biomphalaria glabrata is the source of this 7939-nucleotide messenger RNA. RefSeq names its product rab3 GTPase-activating protein catalytic subunit-like. Lineage: Eukaryota; Metazoa; Mollusca; Gastropoda; Planorbidae. Bases 106 to 3465 code for a protein of 1119 amino acids. The record is from RefSeq and is a predicted model, not a curated record. Gene Ontology annotation, biological process: positive regulation of GTPase activity. Gene Ontology annotation, molecular function: GTPase activator activity. The transcript is spliced from 2 exons.